Molecule: messenger RNA, 3223 nt
Organism: Oreochromis niloticus (Nile tilapia)
Lineage: Eukaryota; Metazoa; Chordata; Actinopteri; Cichliformes; Cichlidae
Gene: ilvbl
Product: ilvB (bacterial acetolactate synthase)-like
Exons: 14
Coding region: 330-2207 (625 amino acids)
Biological process (GO): L-valine biosynthetic process
Cellular component (GO): acetolactate synthase complex
Molecular function (GO): acetolactate synthase activity; thiamine pyrophosphate binding; flavin adenine dinucleotide binding
Source: RefSeq, a predicted model, not a curated record
UUUACAGGUGGCUUUACCAUUAACUGUCACAUUUCUUUCCGUGUCGGGGCAGGGGUAAGGUAAAGGGUACUUUGUCGUUUCAAGUUGUAGACGACCUAAUGUCCUUCAGAGCCUCAGAGUAACUUUAAAUUUUAUAACUUCUGAGUGAAUGUAGUUGCACGUGUAUGCCUUUGAAAUGGGUGUAUAGCAGUUGUAGUAGAAGCUCCAUAGUUUAUUAGCCUAGCUUGAACCGGUGAGCUGCUGAACCGGUAGCUCCGUAGAUUUCGAUAUAAUACGUUUAGCCUAGUUAGUUUCUUUUCAGAAAUUAGGAUUUGCAUCUGCAUUCUAGCAUGGAGCCCUUUGGAGUCGUCGGCAUUGUUCUCGGAUGCUUUACAAGCAUGGUGCUGGGUGGGCUACUGUUUGCAGCCUACAAACUUGGCAUACUCUACCAAUUGUUCCACAAGACUGACACAAAGAGCUCGAAGCACGGUGGCGACAUUGUGGCAGAGGUCCUCCACGCCCAUGGGGUCAAGUACAUUUUCACUCUUGUCGGUGGGCAUAUUUCACCUAUCCUGGUGGCUUGCGAGAAGGUGGGGAUCCGGAUCGUGGACACUAGGCACGAGGCCACUGCGGUCUUCGCUGCUGAUGCUGUGGCAAGACUUUCAGGUACGGUUGGUGUAGCCGCUGUGACGGCUGGCCCAGGCCUCACUAACACAGUGACAGCAGUGAAGAAUGCUCAGAUGGCUGAAUCUCCUUUGCUGCUCAUUGGAGGAGCUGCUGGCACGCUACUCCAGGGCAGAGGAGCGCUGCAAGAUAUCGACCAGAUGUCUCUCUUCAAGCCUUUGUGUAAGUUCUGCACCUCCAUCAGGACUGUCAGAGAAAUUGUGCCUACGGUCAGGAAGGCGUUGGCCAUUGCUCAGUCGGGAACCCCUGGUCCUGUUUUCAUAGAGUUCCCCAUUGACACACUCUACCCCUUCCACCUGGUGUCUAAGGAGUUUGUUGUUAAGAACCCUCCCAAAGGCCUGAUGGGAAAAAUUGUCUCAUGGUACCUUCAUAACCACCUCAUGAAUCUCUUUGCUGGAGCCUGGGAGCCCAAGGAUGUGUCUCCACUUCCUCUUCACAUCCCUCAAGCCACAGACGAUCAGAUCCAAAAGUGCCUAGAGCUGGUGAGUCGAGCCAAGAAACCUGUUAUUGUGCUGGGUAGUCAAGCAACACUACCCCCAACACCAGUGGAUAACAUCAGGAAGGCUUUGGAGGAUCUGGGCAUCCCCUGCUUUCUCGGGGGUAUGUCUCGUGGCUUGCUGGGUAAAGACAGCCCCAUCCACAUCCGACAAAACAGACGAGAUGCUCUGAAGGAAGCCGAUGUGGUAGUCCUGGCAGGUACUGUGUGUGACUUCCGGCUGAGUUACGGUAGAACUCUCAGCAGACGCAGCAAGAUCAUCGCUGUCAACAGAGACAAGACACAGCUGCUAAAAAACUCAGACAUGUUCUGGAAACCAACUAUAGCAAUUCAGGGUGAUGCUGGAUCAUUCUUAGUGCGACUUUCUGAAGGGCUGAAAGGCCAUCGCUGUCCAGAAGAAUGGCCUCAGAGCCUCAAAGCAGGGGAUGCGACCAAAGAAGCUACAAACAGGGCUAAAGCUGAGGAGAAGACUGAAUACCACUUAAAUCCCUUGAAAGCCCUCCAUUGUGUGGAUGAGCUGAUGGCUGAGGACAGCAUCAUUGUUGCAGAUGGAGGAGAUUUUGUAGGAAGUGCUGCUUACAUAAUGAAACCAAGAGGACCUCUGUGUUGGCUCGAUCCAGGAGCCUUUGGGACUCUGGGAGUUGGAGGUGGUUUUGCUUUGGGGGCAAAACUGUGCCGGCCUGAAUCUGAGGUGUGGAUAGUCUAUGGUGAUGGCUCCUUAGGAUACAGUAUUGCAGAGAUUGACACAUUCACUAGACACAAGACACCAGUGAUAGCUCUGGUGGGAAAUGAUGCGUGCUGGAGUCAGAUAUCCAGAGAGCAGGUUCCUAUGCUCGGCAGCAACGUGGCAUGCGGCCUUGCAUAUACAGACUAUCACAUAGUGGCAGAUGGCUAUGGUGGGAAGGGCUACCUUAUAGGCUCUGAAAAUGAAGAAAAGUUAAAUGACAUCAUCAGACAAGCUCAGAGGGAUGCCCGGGAGGGCAAGGCUGCACUUAUCAAUGUUCUGAUAGGGAAGACCAAUUUUAGAGAUGGCUCUAUCUCAAUAUAGAAUAUCUGUGUAAUACAGUAACCAUGAAUUCUUUAUCCUUUAACUCUGGCUACCCUGAUGGACUCUUAAUAUCUGGGUUUGUGCAGGAUUCUUUUUGUGUGACCUGGAUCCAAUCUCUGCUAGUGCACUUAAAGCCAUAAUUCACUCUGAUAAAUCACCUUAUUGUGUGCCGAUCUCUCUUGGAUCACAUAUUAUUUCCUCCAUCAGAUUAGCAAAGAAUUCAUAGCACAUCCACUAAAUAUCAGUUAUGACUGUUAUCCUCCCUAUUGUGAUACAGAUCAUGACUUUAUUUUAAAUUUAGUUAUUUAACAUUAAGUUUUACUUAAAACAUAGCUCCAGACCUGCCAGCCUAGACAAACAUACAGUCUGUGCUUAAAAUUUUCAGAGAAUAGCUGCUGCAUUUUUUUUUUAAAGGGGGGUAAAAGGGAAUGUUAAGGGAUUAUUCCUGUUUGGAAAUUUUGUGGUUCAGUUUUUGACGGUUAAACAGCCGAUUACAACUUUUGCAAAUAAACAGUGAAUGAAAUCACUUGUGUGAGAGAGAGCAUUAGCUACCAGUAUGCCUUUUUCUCCUGUUCUGACAUGAACACAUAGCCUUUUUAUGUGGACACAGGACAUCUUAGAACUGUAUUUAGUCAAUAAUUUAUAAUUUAGGAAAUCACUUUGUAGAAUGGGGAAAACAUUUUGAUUUUGAAUGUUGAUAACUGACUAACGGUAUGCCUUCAUAACGUUUGAUUGUAUCUUCAAAAUGCAUUGCCAUGAAGAGACUGAAAACGUGUCUGCUGAUUCGAUUAUAUAUCUAAACAAUAUUUGAUACUAACUUGUUUGCAGUGAUAUGGGCUAAGCCUGUACACAGUCUGGAUUGCACUAUUAUCGUAAGAUAUUUACUCACCAAGUGAACACAUGUCAGUUAUUACACUCCUGUAUGUACUGUUGUCUUGUUUGGCACAUUGUGUGUUGAAAUUUGAAUCAUAAAAUGUUAAUUUGGAUUGAUUCUGAAAUAAAUUUUUAAGAAAAGA